Molecule: messenger RNA, 771 nt
Organism: Botrytis sinoallii
Lineage: Eukaryota; Fungi; Ascomycota; Leotiomycetes; Helotiales; Sclerotiniaceae
Exons: 1
Coding region: 1-771 (256 amino acids)
Source: RefSeq, a predicted model, not a curated record
AUGUAUCGUUGGUAUCAAGAAUCUGCAGUUUGUUACGCAUAUUUGUCCGAUGCAAAGGAUAUUUGGUCUUUGAUUCAAAGCAAAUGGUUCUCUCGUGGAUGGACAUUGCAGGAACUCAUAGCACCACGUCAUCUCCUACUAUUUGAUAUGCACUGGCGUCUACUGGGAACUAAGGGCGGGCAUGCAACCCUGAUCGAAUACAUUACUCGUAUUGAUAGAGAUGUCAUACUCGGACGUCUUUACCCAGGAUCAUGCAACGUUGCCCAGAGAAUGUCAUGGGCUUCAGAACGAGAAACUAGCCGAGAAGAAGACUUAGCUUACUGCUUGAUGGGACUGUUCGAUAUUCAUAUGCUACCAAUGUAUGGGGAGGGCUCCCAAAAUGCAUAUCUUCGACUACAGCAAGAGAUUCUUAAGCGAACUUCAGACCAAACUUUAUUUUUAUGGACUGCUGCUCAUGAGCCCUACAAUCAAGGUCUACUACCAACUUCUCCAAGUUCUUUUUGCACUCAUCAUGGCUGCUUAGAUUGGCUGCCCCUCAAUUCGAGGACGAUCGGAGAUUCGAUGAACGCUUAUACUUCACUUAUUCCAUCAAUUCGUACACCUCGCGGUUUCAAGUACAACAAGCAAAUUGGGGUAUACAUUGAUGCUCCUCCAGUCGAUACACACUCUGCUUUUGGAUCCAAUGGCCUGCAGUUAUCUCUUCUUUCCUAUGACAGCAGCCAAGACUCAUUCAAGCGUCAACAGCCCUACCUGCACACACUUACAAAAUAG